Messenger RNA from Trichoderma virens Gv29-8, 456 nucleotides. RefSeq lists its product as uncharacterized. Gene Ontology annotation, cellular component: Ctf18 RFC-like complex. The transcript has a single exon. Gene Ontology annotation, biological process: mitotic sister chromatid cohesion. The record is from RefSeq and is a predicted model, not a curated record. The coding region runs from base 1 to 456 and encodes 151 amino acids. Lineage: Eukaryota; Fungi; Ascomycota; Sordariomycetes; Hypocreales; Hypocreaceae.
AUGUCGUCCUCCGCCUCAAAACUGUAUCCUCCAUCCAAGCAAGCUUCCACAACCACCAACCCCCUCCCAACCCUCCUCCAAACACCAUCCGGCCUCGCCAUCCUCGAACUCCAAGGAAGUAUAAAUCUCCCCCAAGAUGCCCAAGGAGAUGCUCUCAAAGACGUCGAGGUCGGAAGACUCGAGUUUCCAGAAUAUUCACCAGACGCCAUCGGCUCAGCUUGGAUGAAGCGAGUCCACAUGUACAUCGGCCAGCACCAGCGGCUAACGGGCGAAGUGAAGAAGCUCCCCAAGGCGCUCGCUGUGGUGAGGAAAAGGGAGAAUAGGAUGCUGCAGAGCUCUUCGGGGCCGUAUAUGGAGGAGGGAGAUAAUCUGGAGGUGCUUGAUAUUGUCAAGUACAAGCUCAUAUUUGCGAGUCGACCAGAACCUGUUGGAACAGCUCACGCCCCCGCUUCAUGA